AUGACGAGCGCCAGCGCGUGCUCUCGACGUAUCGCAGAUAAGUUGCUCCAGCGAUGGACGCUCACCGCGGAGACGUGCCCGGUGGAACAGUGUCGUCACGUGCCACUCAUGCUCGAACGCUCGGACGACCCGAGUUGUAUGUUUUGGUGCCCGAGCGCGGAGACGUACGUCGUGGACGGCGCGCACGGCGCGCGCGACGUCUCGACGAGCGCGAGAGGGAGCGAGGACGGCUCCGCGGCGAUCGCUGACGAUCGGACGACGGAGGUCUCGGUCGAGACGCUCGGAGACGCCUCUGGCGCGGUGGCGGAGAAGUUGUUGAGCGGGUGGACGCUCACGGGCGACGCGUGUCCGAUGCCGGGGUGUCACACGCCGUUGGUGAGAAAUAGUGCCGGGGAGAUGUUCUGCGCGCGACACGCGAUGUACGUGCGAGCGGAGUCGGCGGUGUCGCGGCCGCCCGCGGGGACGGCGGCGGCGGCGGCGACGAACGCGAACGCCGGCGACGGACAACGGAGGAGCGUUCGCGGGACGAUGAUCGACGCCGACGUCAUUGCGUCGGAACGUCGCACAUUCGACGCGCUCGAGGCCAAGUUAGAGCGCGCGCGCGAGGCGCUCGAGCGGAGCGUCGAUCCGGAAGACACGAGGUCGUAUUUGAGACUCAUCGACGACUUGCACGCGUCCAUGAAGGCGCUUCAGACGUCGCCGCUGUAG
Molecule: messenger RNA, 708 nt
Organism: Ostreococcus tauri
Lineage: Eukaryota; Viridiplantae; Chlorophyta; Mamiellophyceae; Mamiellales; Bathycoccaceae
Product: Sjoegren syndrome/scleroderma autoantigen 1
Exons: 1
Coding region: 1-708 (235 amino acids)
Source: RefSeq, a predicted model, not a curated record